Molecule: messenger RNA, 1132 nt
Organism: Syngnathus acus (greater pipefish)
Lineage: Eukaryota; Metazoa; Chordata; Actinopteri; Syngnathiformes; Syngnathidae
Gene: nanos3
Product: nanos homolog 3
Exons: 1
Coding region: 64-741 (225 amino acids)
Biological process (GO): negative regulation of translation; oogenesis
Cellular component (GO): perinuclear region of cytoplasm
Molecular function (GO): zinc ion binding; mRNA binding
Source: RefSeq, a predicted model, not a curated record
CCAUUGCGGCCACACGACGAAGAGGGAGCAGCAGUUCUUAUUGAAUACACCACAAUUAACACCAUGGAAUGGAAGCGUUCCUUCACGGAGUAUAAUGGCAAAUGUUUUGAGCUUUGGAAAGACUACAUGGGUCUGUCUGAUGUAGUCCGAGAAGCCCAAGCUUCGAAUACCUCCAUCCAGUCCUCUGUGGCCGCUGGUCCACAUUCGAAAUAUGGCGUUGGCACGAGUUUGGGUUCCCUGCGCGUUAACGCACUCGCAGGUAGACGCGACUUUGAAACCAGUGUUCCAUCUGAUCGCGUUGGAUUUAUAAACAGAGGGUUCUCCACCGGACAGCCACCCGACAGCCAGCGGGAGCUCUUGACUUAUUCUGCCCUUCCGCCACAAGUUUGUUUGGGAGGAAUAACAAGUGCGCUACAGCACUGGAGGAAGAUGGCGAGUCAUCAGAAAUCCAAGCUUCCAUCUCCGGAGGUUGCAACCAUGAGGUGCAGCUUUUGUAAACAUAACGGAGAAACCGAAAUGAUCUACAAAUCUCACUGGCUGAAAAAUCUCGCUGGAGAAGUUUUGUGCCCGUAUUUGCGCAAGUACGCGUGUCCGCUGUGUGGUGCCACUGGUGCCCAUGCCCACACCAAGCGGUUCUGCCCAAAGGUUGACCCCACGUACAUUUCGGUUUACGUCCGUCCAGACGUCCAACUUGGCCGGUUUCGCCCAACUGAAUCACAGAAAUUUGUCAUCUAUCAUUGACUGUGAACUAGUUCAACACGUGUGUGCAUUUGUGUGCUUUUUGUUUGUUGUUCUCGUUUUGAACAUGCACGUGUAUGUUUUGGAGGUGUGUUCGGUUUUCAUGCUGUUUGCCAGCAUGCUGGCUGCCAGGCCCCGCUUGGAAACUUUCAAACAUUUUAAAAUGUGUUCAGCAUGGUUUGAGGAAGAAAACGCGUAAGCACGUUCCCCCUUUUCACUUUUAGCUAAUAACUCUGUGUGUGAAAAAUCUUAUUAUUAAGCAUGUUCUUUUCAGUAUUAUGCAUGUAACCUUGAAAAAUUAACACGCUCUGUUGAGAUAGUGUUUUGUGUGCAUUAAAAUAAAAAAAUGGUGUGUUGUAAAAGUUACACUUUUAGUGUUUGAUCUUUUGGUUCU